Messenger RNA from Striga asiatica, 885 nucleotides. NCBI's taxonomy places the organism in Eukaryota, Viridiplantae, Streptophyta, Magnoliopsida, Lamiales, Orobanchaceae. The record is from the annotation of a GenBank genome assembly.
AUGGUUGCAAUGAUUAAUGGCAACGAGAAGGGCAUGGCCGACAUUUGUGAGUCACCAAGUGCCCAAUUUAAAGGGCCAUGUUUGUAUGAUCGUGAUUGCAGGAUAAUAUGCAGCACUGAAGGCUUCCCCGAUGGUCAUUGUAAAGGCUCUUGUAUAUGUCGUGCAAGUCCUUGUAAAACCACCUUGGUCUCCUCAAGUGCCAUUUCCAGCAUCCUCAUUUCUUCUUUCACAUUCUCCGACCACAAGGUCCAAGACUUUAAUCUUUUCCGACAAAGGCUCUUCUACUACCGAAUUUACAUUAUAUGCACCUUUAUGCUCAUCCGUAAAAAGCAUUCCCUUAAGCGUUUUAGUAUUUUCAAGAUCAUUCCACGGCCCUUUAUCGCUAAAAAGGCAACCCCCAAAUUCAGAACACAUGCAUUCACCACCCAAGAAACUCGGCAGUGUCCGUGCGUCAAGAAAAGCCUUGAUGGCCUUCCAGAGCACCUUAAACCCAGACCCUGCAUUUAUAAUGAAAAGUCGAUGCAGAGUCUCGGGGGUUACAGAACUAGGUCGAGAACCAGUUUUAUAUUCUGGCCAUUGGGCGGGCUCCCGAAUGAUUUCGGGCUCUUGAAUGGGCUGGACAGCAUUGACAUGAAACUUCGGAGUGAUUUUUGUCGAUCUUUAAAUGGAGGUAGUUGCAUGAGAGCCUCGGCAGGAGGAUUUGAAGAUUUCGCCUUUUGUUUAUUGUAUCUCGGGCCUCCAAAGCCCGUCGAAAUAAGUAUUUCUUUUAAUGAAUCUUUUGGGUUCUGCAUGUGUAAUUACAACAGAUGCAGGUUGAGAAGGCAAUAUGGACAGGGGGAAAUGGAGGAUACAAAUGGUGAAAUUAAAUGGGAAAAUAAGGCAUAA